AUGCGCAGUUUCGACGGGUCGUCUUAACUCAUUCCGAGGUGGUUUAAACUAGAUGUAUUUGUCCCUGUCCAUGUAAAGGACUCAACACUACACAGUGCGUACUCUGCCAAGUCAGUCCGUUCAAAGACAUGUCCUCAAAUAGCCAAACAAGCCGGCAAAUUCCAGCUGAGGAUGUCAGGAAUAAUCCACCUUCAACAAUGUGCCAUGGUAGGAAACGAGGAUCAGAUGGACACCUAAGGUUAAAGGGAGACGCAAAACCUUCAGUUGGAGCAAAGAGAGAAUACAGACACAAAGACAACAGAUCUGAAAGUUUCACUACUCCGGAGACCGAUCGACCGUCGUCCAGAUGCAAAGACUGGGGAAGUGAAGUCGAACAGGAUGAGAUGAAAAUGAGUGUUAACCGUGACAUGCAGAGAUAUAGAAGGAGAAUUCUCACAGCAGAGUUUGCUUCUAGGGAAAGGAAGAUCUCAUCUGGAAGCUGUGACUCAAGAGAUUCUGCUAGCCCUGCAGAGUUGGAAACAGACGAGAAUGUUCUAUUGAGGAGACAAAAACAAAUAAAUUACGGGAAGAACACCCUUGCUUAUGAUCGCUACAUCAACGAAGUGCCAAAACAUGUCAGGCAGCCAGGAGUCCACCCCCGAACGCCCAACAAGUUCAGGAAGUACAGUCGCCGCUCAUGGGAUCAGCAGAUCAAGAUGUGGAGGGUCAAGCUCCAUGCAUGGGAUCCUCCUGCUCAAGAUGGGGACCUCCAAGCUAUAGACCAGAUAGACCUCGGUGAUGUCAUGGAUAUUGAGUUGGACCCUGAUGUGGAGAUUGACAGUCAAUACCCUUGCAAGACAUCUGCAGAAGAUGAGAUGGAUUGUUACUCUGGGACACCCAGAAAAAUGCAGAAAACUGAGGAACUGGGACAAGCGUAGAAGGCACUGGAAGAACAGCAGCGUCCUGAGGCUGAGUGGACUAUACGCAAGAAUUAUUGGCCUGAGAUUUAACACUUUCCAAGGCCUAAACAAUUGUGACUUCCAACCAUACAACUUGCAAUUUUACUGGCUCAAACUGGGAAGUGUUACCUUUUUUUUUUUUUCUUUCUUUUAUAAGCUUGAUGUUGGAAUUUUUGUUUUGCUUUUAAAUACUUAAAAUAUGUUGUAUGUGAGUAGUUUGUACAUAAAUCUCUCUUAUUUUGACUUUUUUUUUUACUUUUAAUAAAUGCUGAAAAGUAAUAUGAAUAUUUUGUUGUAAUUAGAAAUGGUUGAACUUUUUGUAAGUAAUAAAUAAAAAUUUGAAUCAAA
Clupea harengus (Atlantic herring) is the source of this 1286-nucleotide messenger RNA. RefSeq names its product stem-loop histone mRNA binding protein (gene slbp). Gene Ontology annotation, biological process: mRNA 3'-end processing by stem-loop binding and cleavage; mRNA transport. The record is from RefSeq and is a predicted model, not a curated record. Gene Ontology annotation, molecular function: mRNA binding; histone pre-mRNA stem-loop binding. Gene Ontology annotation, cellular component: cytoplasm; histone pre-mRNA 3'end processing complex. NCBI's taxonomy places the organism in Eukaryota, Metazoa, Chordata, Actinopteri, Clupeiformes, Clupeidae.